CCUGCGGGUGAGAGUCUGCAGUCUCUCCGGUCUGCAGGGAGUCAGCAGCAGCAGCAGCAGCAUGGCGGAGCCCACGGUCCGGGUCUCCGGGAUAGUUUUAGCUUCUCUCAUGUUCCAGCACGUUAACAGCGACUCAGACGUGGAGGGUCUGAUCCUCGGAGAGUGUAAAUUUGAGGAGCAGGUCACCAUCAGCGACUCUCAGGCCGAUCACAUUCACAUCGAGGAAAUAUACAACAUUCAGAAGCACAUCGCCUGCCACAAACCCAACGAGUUCUAUAACAGUGUUGGAGACGUGAACCUCGACGCCGUGAAGAAACUCCUGGCAGACAACAAGCAGGAGUGUGUGAUUGGCUGGUACCGUCAGAGGAGGAGCUCUGUCCAGCUGAUGUCUCUGAGAGAGAAGACGCUCCACGAGAAGCUGAAGACGAGUCUGUCCAACCCGCACAUGAUCUUCCUGCUGCUGACGCCCGGAGAGCUGACGGCUGCAGCGAGCACGCACAGGACGGAGUACGCCGCCUUCAUCUCUCGCAGCAGGCAGUUCGUGAACGUCCCCGUGCUCGUCACUAAUCUGGGUCUACUGGAGCAGCAGGCGUACUGGAAGGUGUCAGCGCCGUGCUCUGCAGCCGGUUACAACAUCACUAUGAAGAAACACAGCUCGAGGUUCUUCUGCUCUGACGGGAUGCUGAGAGACGUGAACGACGUCAACAACAUGAACGACUCUCUGCAGACAGAGCUGCAGAGAGCGUGCAGUGAUCUGGAGGACAGUGAACGUCUGCUGGAGAAUCUUCAGUUUGAUGUUUCAGCUCUCAGGAGGAAACUGAGAGAGAAGAAGAGGCAGCCGAGCUCAGCAGCAGACGGCGCUCCGGUCCGGAGGAACAACGAGCUGCUGUGUGAGGCGGUCCGGGCUCUGCUGUGCGGCUCGGCUCUGUUCCAGACUCAGACUCUGACCCUGGAGGCGUUUCCUGUCCCCGACGGCUGCCAGCGGGACGACCACGCCUCCACGCCGCCGCCGCCUGGCAGGACGAUGUGCAGGAAGAGGCUGAAGGAGACGCCGCCGGGGCGGGAGAGGAAGCGGCGGAAGAGCCGGUCCUGACCGGAGGAACUUUAACCACCACAGGAGGAACAGUGACUCAUUAUUCUGAGAAUUAUUUAAAGAUAAAGAUGUUUGUUUUUGUUAAAAAACUGUUUCAGUCCUUAUUUCACCUUCAUGUUGUGAUUCACACAACUGAUGGAAGCAGAGAAGGAGGGCUGCUGCUCUUGGUCCUGGUCCUGGUCCUGGUCCUGGUCCCGUCCACUAGACAGCAUAGCAUUGUGAUAUUUUGCAUGGAAAUAUAUCGAUUCAUGGCCACAAAGUAUCCAGAUUUAGUGUUCUGACAGUCGGCAGUGUUUUUGCUGUUUUUUUUUUCCUUUUUUUUUUCUCCAGAGGCCGUAGAGGGCAAUCUCCUGGAGAUCCUGCUAUCAUACGAAAAACUAGAUGUCAGGAAUCGUGUCAGGAUCUCUUUUAAAAAAAUAUUUCUACAUUAAAUCUAAAGUUGUAUUGUACUGUACUGUAAAAAGUAAAAUUACCAGAAAAUAAAGUAAAAUUUACAAGAAAAUAAGUCAAAA
Centropristis striata (black sea bass) is the source of this 1605-nucleotide messenger RNA. RefSeq names its product abraxas 1, BRCA1 A complex subunit (gene abraxas1). The transcript is spliced from 9 exons. The coding region runs from base 62 to 1093 and encodes 343 amino acids. Gene Ontology annotation, biological process: mitotic spindle assembly; protein K63-linked deubiquitination; attachment of spindle microtubules to kinetochore. The record is from RefSeq and is a predicted model, not a curated record. Gene Ontology annotation, cellular component: nucleus. Gene Ontology annotation, molecular function: polyubiquitin modification-dependent protein binding; microtubule binding. Lineage: Eukaryota; Metazoa; Chordata; Actinopteri; Perciformes; Serranidae.